This is a messenger RNA of Lolium perenne, 1401 nucleotides long. The record is from RefSeq and is a predicted model, not a curated record. NCBI's taxonomy places the organism in Eukaryota, Viridiplantae, Streptophyta, Magnoliopsida, Poales, Poaceae.
AUGUCAACCCCUAGCUCCAACCCCUUCGCCGACUCCUCCAACCCCGACCCCGGCCAGCUCCGCGCCGUCGCCAUCACCGACCAUGUCUCCGUCAAGCUGUCCACCACCGCCGCCAACUACCUCGCCUGGAAGACGUACUUCUACCUCCUCUUCCGCGAGUACAACAUGCGCGAUCACAUCGAAGGCACCGCCGACCUCCUCGCCUGCGACGCCGACUGGCUGGCCAUCGACGCCACCAUCAUCCGCUGGCUCUUCCUCACCGUCUCGCCGGACAUCUUCAAGACCGUCGUUCGGGAAGGCGAUGAUGCCCGCACGGUGUGGGGAAAGAUCAACGGCCUCUUCACCAAUAACAAGCUCCAACGUGUUGUCUUUUUGCAGCAGGAAUUCUUCGGCACACCACAGGGCGAUCAAACCUUGGAUGCCUACUGCCUGCGCCUCAAGGCCAUCUCCGACGAGCUCCAGGACCUUGGGUUCCGGAUUGGCGACGAGCUCCUCCUCUCCACCCUCACCGCCGGCCUCAACGAGGACCUCGGCAACGCCACCUCCAACCUCACCCUCAUGACCAACCCUACGUUCGAGCGGGCGGUCGACUACCUCCGGCUGGAGGAACGGCGGCUGAAGGGUGUGCGCACCCGGGCGGAGCUCCACCGGCGCCCACCCCCGCCCCUCCACAACCUGCGCCUCAGCCGCAACAACACCAAGGAGGAGGGGGCGGUGGCCGCGGCCGUCGCCGUGGCCGUGGUGGUGGCCAUGGCGGUGGCAACAACGGCGGCCCCAGCAUCGUCGGUCCGCGACCUGGGCACUCACACCCCACUCCGCCGUGGGCGGGCGGACACAACCCCUGGACGGGGGUCGUGCACGCCUACACCAUGCCCGUUCCGCGUCCCCCCGUCCCCGGCACCGUCGGCCCCCGCCCGCCGACGCACCGAGGCCUUCAUCGCCGCGCCACCGCAGGCUCCCGCCGGCCUGCCCUACGCUCCCGCCGGCCUGCCCUACGCCAGCCUGCCCUACGGCGGCAUGAUGCCGCCGGCCCCGAUGGCCCACUGGGACCCCGUGUUGUACACCGCCCUUCAGCACGCCCCCUCGCCGGGCGCUUACUCUGGCGGUGGCGACUGGUUCAUGGACACCGGAGCCUCCGCACACAUGGCUGCUCACCCGGUUUCACCGCAACUUGUUCAGAACCUAGUUUCCAUCAAAACUCUCUCUCGUGAUAACUCUGUAACUGUGGAAUUUGACGAGUUUGGUUUUUCUGUAAAGGACGCCCGUACCCGGAUGUUCGGUCGUCACAUCCUCGCCCUCCAAACUGACAACGGCAAGGAGUUCGACAACACCACCAUCCGCACCCUCCUCUCCACCCACGGCACCAUCUUUCGCCUAACCUGCCCAUACACCUCCCAGUAG